Molecule: messenger RNA, 5514 nt
Organism: Phyllostomus discolor (pale spear-nosed bat)
Lineage: Eukaryota; Metazoa; Chordata; Mammalia; Chiroptera; Phyllostomidae
Gene: CLEC4A
Product: C-type lectin domain family 4 member A
Exons: 6
Coding region: 1625-2338 (237 amino acids)
Source: RefSeq, a predicted model, not a curated record
CCUGGCUUAUUUCACUUAGCAUAAUACUCUCCAGUUCCAAUAGUAGGGACCUGGACUAGGGAGUCAGAGCCCAAUCAGGAGAGAAAGACUUCUUAGUUAGGGAAGAAAUGGCAGCAAGAGUAGAAGAUUGGUUAUAUCCAGGAGGUUGAUCAAAUAAGGAAGUAAAUUCAAGAUAAUGGAAGUAGAUUUUUUUAAACCCUCACUGGAGGACAUUUUUCAUUGCUUUUAGAGAGAGAGAAAAGCAUCAAUGUGAGAAGCAUAGAUUGGUUGCCUUCUCAUAUGCAUGCUUCUGGACAGGGUUCAAAACCAGACCUGAGUAUGUGACCUGACCAGGAAUCGAACCUACAACCUUUUGGUCUACAGGAUGACACUCCCACCAAUCGAGCCACGCUGGCCAGGUGAAUAGAAGCAGAUUUCUUACUGUCACAGAAGGGAGUUAGAAAUGUGGAAAAAGAGCAAACUGGAACUCUUAGUGCUGGAUUAGAAUUAAAGGUAUUAGUGUGAACUCAUAUUUUCAAUGUUUAGAUAUAGAAAUAAAUAUACAGGUAAAUGUGUGUGUGUGUGUGUGUGUGUUAUUGGAGGGGGAUGAGUUAAGUGGGAGAGAUUACAAGAAAGAGGAUCACUUGGGGGCAGCUGAAUCAACUGUGAGCAGGGAGCCAGUUUGUGCCAAGAUUUCACAUAGAGGAUUAAAUUUUUGGAGUGUUUGUUUCUUGGCCUUUGGGAAAAAGAUAUAUUUAGCACUCAGUUUAUCUCCUUUUAAAUUGUGAUUUCAUUAAAUUAUCUUAACUGUUAAAAAGUAGUUACGUGUAACUGUAUAGCCUUUUGUUGUGCUGUUGUGGCAAUUAAAGAGAUAGGGAAGGAUGGAGUAGAGAAGGGCAGCCUACUCCAAUAGACGUCCAAUAGAGCCGCUUUCAGAAGUUGCUGGAAGUGAUGGUAGCAAAAUGAUUGAAGAGUCAUGAUGAAGCUAGUUAAGAACAACAGGGAAAAGCAGAGAGCGCUGAGAGGCAGUUUCAGAAGAUACAUGAUCUAUGUCUAUGGGGCAACUGUAAUAGAAUAACAAUAAAAAUUAUUAAAAAAGAGAAGAUACUUGACCUAAAGUUUCACUUCCCUCAUACAUUAGAGGAUAGUAACUAUUCAAAGUGGGAAGCUGACAUGAGUUUUACAGCCACAAAUGGAGAGACGAAUGUAGCUUAAGUGAGUAUAAGCCAAGACUGGUUGGUGUACAAAUAAUUAUGUUUGCAUGUAGAUGCAAAUAUACAUUUUACUAUUGUUGGUGAGUUCAAAUAACACAGUUCUCAGGAAAGAUUUCUCUGUUUCUUUUUUCUAUGCCUUCCUAUUUCUUUUCCCUACCCUUUGAGUUUCUACUGUAUUAUCUUUGCUAGCAUAAAUUUAAAGGCUGUUGUUUUCACUGUGCUGACCCUGGAGAAUGGACUUCUGUCUUGAGGUUUUUAGUUCUCCUGAGAUGCUUUUCAGAGCUAUUUGCAUAACUGGGGCCUCUGUUCUCAUCCAGUUGCAUAAUAGGAAGUAUGAAAAAAGUUGCUGUAGUGUUUGGUUUCAUUUAAAAGGGUUUUAAAGAGGAGAUGGAAAGGAUUUUUUUUGAGAAGAGCAGAAGGUCUCAUCUAAUAUGGCUUCAGAGAUCACUUAUGCUGACUUGAAGUUCGAAAAUGCAUCCAAGUCUUUAGGCACCAAAUCAGAGCCUCCUACGGCUCCCAAAGAGAAGACCAGCCCUCACAAAAGUAACCCUGGCUUUCCCAAGGUACUCUUCCCCUCAUUGCUGAUACUUCUGCUGUUAUUGGCAAUCUCAUUUUUUGUUGCUUUCAUCAUUUUUUUCCAAAAAUAUGCUCAGCUUCUUAAAGAAAAAAAGACUGCAAAAGAAUUUAUCCACACAGAAUUGGAGUGUAUGAAAGAAAAUUUAACCAUGGAAGAGAAAUACUGGAGCUGCUGUCCAAAGAAAUGGAAGUCAUUUAGGUCGAAUUGCUACUUUAUUUCUACUGCAAACAAAAAUUGGAUGGAGAGUGAAAAGAACUGCUUAAGAAUGAAGGCUCACCUGCUGGUGAUCAACACCAAGGAAGAGCAGAAUUUUAUCACUCAGGACCUGGAUAGAAAGUUUGCUUAUUAUGUGGGGCUGUCAGACCCAGAGGGGAAAAGAGCCUGGCAAUGGGUUGAUGGGACACCAUACAAUAAGAGCGCCACAUUCUGGCAUCCAGGUGAACCCAGUGAUCCCCAUGAACGUUGUGUUAUACUGAAUGCACCUCAGCCACGCCCAUGGGGCUGGAAUGAUGUCCCCUGUAAUGGCCCUCACUCAUCAAUUUGCAAGAUGGUGAAAAUCCACUUAUGAAUGGAACACUCUCCAUGAACAUGUGAUUGAAUUGACAUCCCCCAUUGAAGAGAUAGUUAAUUUGCUUUUUUAAAUUCAUGUGAUUCUAAGUGAUUCCAGAGAAUUUUCCAGUAGGCUGUCACCUAUUCAACUUAUGUAAAAUCAGUGUACAUAUUCUUUCAUUUAUUCCUUCAUACAAUGAACACCUAUUGAGCAUUUUCCAUGGGCAGACAGUGUACUGGAGAGCCUAUCUGCAGAAAAACAGAGAGAGCAUGAGCCUUCUCUCCUGAUUUUUGUCUAAUUGCUAAGGGGUUAGAUGCCGAUGUAGUAAUAUGAUGUGGUUCUUCCAUCUAUCUGGAAUUAUCUCUUUAUAGGUUGGUCAAAGGCAAAAUAAUACCAACCAUUGCAUUCCAGUUCCCUCAGAGAGAUUCAUUAUUUUCACUCAAAACAUAUUAUUUAUCAUUUGGAAUAUAUGUACAACAAUGGAAAAUAAGUUCCAGCUUUGGCCCAGUUAACAUUCUCUGUUUGGUCUUGGACUGUCAUUCAAUAUCAGAAUACAGGCAUAGGAUUAUCAGUGAUUGAGCAUUGGCUAUUUAGAAUUAGGGAAUUAAAAGUUAUUACUGAUAUAAAAAGAAUAUAAAUGGUCCCACUUUAAAAUGGAGUCAGAGCUGCCAUCCCAAAGCCUUGGAAUGUUAAAACUUGGCAAAAUAACCUUUGGAGUGGACCUAAAGCAGCAUUAUAUCCUAAAUCCUUGGCAAAGAUAACAACAACAACAACAACAACAACAACAAAGCUAUUAUAACUUCCUGACUGAAAAUGAGAUACCUUCUUUAGAAUCAGUAUUAUUAUGUAGUCUGUCUGCACCUCUAGAAAUCCCUUCUGUCUAUUUAUAUAAUUGUUCACCUUACCUUUCUCAAAUACCCCUUACCAUCAAUUCCUAGUUGGAACACUAAGUUUCUGCCUGAAUCAGCACUUCCAGAAUAGCUUUUGGAUCUUAAAAAAAUGUUUGUUGAUUCUCACUUUGGUCUUUUAUUUUUAGGUUAACACUGGUAGUUGACAUAGAUUUAAUUUCAUCAGAUAUUCUGAUACAUUUUUUCUUUAAGCAUUUUAAUUUCUAUGUGUGGACUGCUACUCAAAAUGGCCCCUGGCAUAUUUAUACCCCCCUUUUACUACAGUUCAUAUACAUUAUUUCCUUCCUAUAAUAUAAAAUAUAUGAUAUUUAUAAUAAAGUCUGUAUUCAUUCCUUUAGUAUAGUCAUUGUAAUAGAUUGUGGUAAAGCUGAUUUUCACCUUGGCUAUCCCACCGUGGCCUAAAAUUAUACCUUGAUUUUCUUGAUUUAACUGAGUAAUUAUAUUUACCAUCAUUUCUUGACUAUAUGUAAUGUUGAGUUAUCUUUAUACUGGUCUGAUUUUAUACAUUAUAUGCAGAAUAUACCAGUUUACUUCCACAUCACAAUUCUGGGAAAAUUUUGGGGAAACUUUAUUUACAAUGAGCUUUCCUCAUUAUUAUUUUAAUAACAUGGGGACAGAAUGUAGGGAGGGCAGAAAGAACCACUUUACCUAAACCUUUGAUUAUCAGCAUAGAAGGUGUGCUUGAAUAGGAGUGAAAUGGAGGAUGAUAAUAUUGUUUAGUGCUGGAACUUUUCUCCUUCCUCCACUUUACAUUGCAUGAAUGUGGUUCAGAGCCUAUUUCUUUAAUUUUUCCUAGACACUAUUAAAUCAACAUUGUGUAUAAUAGCUUCUAUGUAAAAUUUGUGUUAAAGAGGGAGUUUAAAUGAAGAAGUAUCUAGCUGAGUCCUAGAAAAUGGGUAUAAUUGUGAAAAAUAACACAAUUAUUUAUAGCUACUAAGUUGUGGGGUAAUUUGUUAUUCAGCAAUCUAUAACUGAGACAACUUUAAAUUAUAUUACAGUUUUGAACCAAGAUUCUGCAAAAUUAUGAAACAUACUCAAUCACACUGCUGCCUCUAAAAAGAUUAGUAACAAUUUAAUGAGAGUAGAUUAAUUGUACUAGCGAUAAAUAAAAUGCAAUAUUAAAAUGUUCAGUGUUUAUAUCAUUUAAUUCCUGUUAUUGUAUAGUGGGUUUGUUUUGUUAUAUUACAUCAUAGGUUUGUCAUUCUUAAAUAUAUCUUCAAUAGUAAAUGCGCAUAUAAUAAUUUUUCUACUAUUAAGGAUGUGCAAUCAAAAAUUGUUUUAAUAUCACUAUUCUAGAAAAAUUCACAAGUAAGUAAGUAAAUAAAUAAAUCUAUCAAUGCUUCAAGCUCUUUUGGUCAAAGUACCACUUGGUAAAUGAACCAGGAGGCAGAAACUCAGUGGACUGUCCAGUACUGGGAAAAAAUACUUUUGCCCAUUGGGAUUGGAAAUAAUUAACCUUGAUGAUAUCUCUAAAGGUUGGAUUCUUUUGGCACCUGACAAUACUUCUAGGCCUGUAUAAGUUAAUUUUCAUUAGAUGAUCUUAAUACCAAAACAGGAAUUAAUAGUUCUGUCUUUGCUAACGUGAAAAUCAUCAAUGGUUAGCACUUUGUCAAAUAUAAAUUUUAUGACUCCAGGAUAGAAGAAAUAAUGUGAAAAUUCAACUGUUAAACCAAAUGUGUAGUAUAAAGAUUUGAUUAAUCAUAUUCUGUCCACAAAAUGAAAUACUCUGCAUUAGUUAAAUUGUUGCAAAUGGGAUUUUAUAAUUAGGUGUUUGACACAUACUUGUUGGGCUAUUUAUCCUGUUUUCCUUCAAGCAAAACUUCAGUGUUGUUUAGAGAGUCACAAGCUUCUCAAGUACCUUGGGAUGCUAACCAACUUCAUAAUCAGCUCCAUGGGUUCAUACCAAUUAAUCCAAGGUAAUCAAAAUAGCCACCUAGUAGUUGGUUUAGCCAUAGGCACAAAUUGCAAGUUAUUCCCAUGAACUGCCUCUGUUUUUUCUCAGAGGAAUUAUGGAACUAAAUCUCCCUCUCUCAAAUAGUAUGAAUAAAGAACUAUGUAGUUCUUAUUGCUGAUAGUCAUGCUAUGAUCAUGAUGGGAACUAGCCUUAGGAAGACAGGAACACCGUCCAUAUCAUUUGUAGCUUGAUAGCUCAUUUCUUUUCAUUGCAGGAGAUAUCUUAGUAUAUGAAUAUACUAUAGUUUAUCGAUUCACCUAUUACAGGACAUCUUGGUUGUUUCCAGUUUUUGGAAAUUAUGAAUAAAGCUGAUAUAAGAAUUUAUGUGCAAA